GGGACGAUAGUUUGUAUCGAUAGGUAUUUUUAGUACAUCUGGUAUAUUAAAAUGGAUGGAUUUUGAGCCCUGGAAUGAACGGGCAUAUUUUCGGCCACGAUGAAUUGCCGCCAUAUUUUAAGCUGCACUUUUGUAUUGUCGCGUGGUUAGAGCAGGAGGAAAUACUGCGAAUAAAACGGGCUUACGAGAAAACCUGCUUCUCUGGGAGUAUAUCGGCCGUUGAAGGCAACUCCGUGGGACCACCGACAUGAUCUUUUAUUCGCAGUCCUAGGCAAGUCGACUGCAAGGGCAACUUGCGCUUGAGUACAGGCAGUCAGCCACCUCAAGUAAGAGAGUUGCCAGAGACGCGGACAGCGUAGAUUGGACGGGCCGCAGACAGCGACCCAGAGUAGACGCAGACAGCGCCGAUUAGCUGGAGUACUGGGCAGAAUAGAAGGAUGCAACAUUCUCCCAGACGAAGUAGCCGGUUGAACGAGGAGCAAGCGACUCCAACAACAAUGAGCGCGGCUUCCCAACCUGGAAGUAGUGGUGCAGGAAAGAAGCCGCCAAAGCCAAAAGUAACAUCGGCGCCGCUGAUUCCUAACCCGACCACUGCUGUUACCGUAGUAGCUUCCCAACCUGGAAGUAUUACGACCACAGCUGGAGCUUCAGUACCAGGACAGGCCCAGCCACCUCCAACCCAAGAUCUCUUGGAGAAAAUUGCAGCGUUGGAGAAGGAGCUGGAAAGGGAAAGAGCCCGAAACAACGUGAACACUGCCACCGAUACCGUAAUAUCGAGCGAUGUCGGGGUGAGUAGUGCGGCGUCACUGCUGACGCCAUCUUGGAGCGAUACGCCAUUUUCGAUUAGUAGCGAUCCGAUCCCAUAUAACGGAGUCGGUGCGAGCAGUGCAGCCUGUAUGGAACCACCAUCAUGUAGCGGACCAUCGCUGCUUAUGAGCAGCAGCUAUUUUACGCCAUUUUGUGCAACCAGCACCGCCCAGACAGCGCGUGGAGUUGUGCCGCCGGGUAUAGGGAUCCAUAACGUCAUAACGCCGACUUCACUAGCGGGGUCCUACGCCUGGACGACACCGAAUGGAAGCAGUGGAAACUAUAUGCCACGCAAGCUUCCAGAUCUGCCAGUAUUUGGAGGUCAACCAGAAGAUUGGCCGAUCUUUCUUUGUGCGUUUACGGAAACCACUCACGCGUAUAAUUGUACUGAUCUGGAGAAUAACCAACGCUUAUUGAAGGCGCUGAAGGAUGAAGCUCGUGAGACCGUCAAGUCGCUCCUGAUUCAUCCAAGUAACGUCAGCGCUGUGAUCGAGCAGCUGCGCUUUAGGUAUGGCCGACCGGAGCAACUUAUACGCAGCCAGCUAAAUGGAAUUCGAGACGUGCCUUCCAUUUCGGAGCACAACCUGGCGAAGAUUGUACCCUUCGCAACCCGUGUGAGCAAUCUCACUGCCUUCUUGCAGUCAGCGAAGGCAGAUCAGCAUUUGGGGAACCCAACCCUCAUGGAAGACCUUGUGGCCAAGCUCCCUACAAGCAAACGAGUGGAGUGGGCAAGGCAUGCCGCUUUAAUAUUACCCUUUCCAACCAUUGUCCAUUUUAGUUCGUGGUUGACGGAGUACGCCAACGUGGUAUGUACGAUCAUGGAUGUCGAAGGGAAAGAACCAAGGCGUCGUUUGCUGCAUGCAAGCAUCGACCAAGACCGAGGCGAGCAUCAAGACAGUCGAUUCAGAUGUUGUCCAAUAUGUGGAGGACAACAUGCAGUUAAGGACUGCAGUGAUUUCAACGGAGCUACGCCACCAGACAGGUGGAGGCAUGUGAGGAGGCAUCGACUUUGUUUUUCGUGCCUACGAAGUGGUCACAUGACUAGUUCCUGCAACAAGCAUGGUGAGUGUCAACUCAACGGAUGUCGGAAGAGGCAUCACCGUCUGCUGCAUGGUGUGGAUGACCAGCGAAGAAGGUCACCGCAACGAAGCAGUAACAGAAGUUACAGCCAGCGGAACCAGCAGUCAGCUGUUCCUAGACGUAGCCUGGACAGAGGGGCGCCACAGGCAGUGGAUGCGCCAGUACAGAGCAGAGGGGCGCCGCAGGCAGCGGAAGGGCCCGUACAGAGGAUUUUAAGUUGUGUCGACGCAGAGCGAGGUCGCCUGCUGUUCCGUAUACUGCCAGUAACGCUGUAUGGAGCUGGUCGACGGGUGGAUACAUACGCACUCCUGGAUGAAGGAUCAUCUGUCACGAUGAUCGACGACGAACUCAGGAAGGAGCUGGGCGUGCAAGGUGAGCGUCGACAUCUUAAUAUCCAGUGGUUUGGCGGUAGAUCCACCAGGGAACCUACCAACGUGGUAAGUCUGCAAAUCAGUGGAGCAGGCAAGCCAAUUCGCCAUGCGUUGCGAAACGUGUAUUCCGUUUCGAACCUGAGCCUGCCGAUGCAGACUCUACACCGACGAGAUGUCCAGGGCGUGCACAAGGAUGCCCGCCUGCCAAUGAGGCCCUACAGCAAUGUGGUGCCGAAACUGCUCAUUGGACUGGAUCACGGACACUCGGGACUUCCACUUCGAACGAGACGGUUUGCCAGACAGGGACCAUAUGCGGCCGCAACCGAGCUGGGCUGGGUUGUCUUUGGGCCGACAAGUGGACAAUCAACUACGCCGAGGUCCUGCUUCCUAGCUGUUUCAUUGGAUGACACUAUUCAGAGAAUGGUGGAAGACUAUUUUGAUGUUGAGAACUUUGGUGUGAAGCUUGCGCCACCAGUCGCCGGCAGCGACGACGUGCGGGCGCAGAAGACAUUGGAAGAUACCACGGUGAGAGUGGGGCAACGUUACCAGACAGGUUUAUUAUGGAAGGAUGACUACAUUGUGCUUCCACAAAGCUAUGACAUGGCGUACAAGCGGUUGGUCAACGUCGAGAAGAAGAUGAAGCGCAACGGGCAGUUCGCGCAGGAAUACACUAGGAUCAUCAAUGAUUACGUGUCUAAAGGAUACGCUCGACGGUUGAAGCCUCAUGAGGUCGCAGUGGAAAGUGGCAGGCUAUGGUAUCUGCCACACUUUGGAGUAGAAAACCCAAACAAGCCGGGAAAGAUUAGGCUGGUUUUCGACGCUGCGGCAAGAGUUGGUGGAACAUCACUAAAUUCGGCACUGGCCAAAGGGCCGCAACAUUAUAAACCCUUGCCAGCUGUGCUCUUUCAUUUUAGAGAAGGUGCCAUCGGAGUCUGUGGCGACAUCAAGGAGAUGUUCCACCAAGUUUUGAUCCGACCCGAAGAUAGAUGCUCCCAACGCUUUUUGUGGAGAGAUGGAGAUGACAGAAGGGAUCCUGACAUCUACGAGAUGAUUGUAAUGACCUUUGGAGCAGCCUGCUCGCCAAGCGCUGCGCAUUACGUGAAAACUGUAAAUGCUGAACAGUUUCGUCAUUCGGAUCCAAGAGCAGUCAAGGCCAUCAUCGAUUGUCAUUAUGUGGAUGACUAUGUGGACAGCUUUGCUACCGAGAGCGAAGCCAUCAGUGUAUCUACCCGAGUAAAGGAGAUACAUGCGAACGCUGGAUUCGAGCUAUGCCAAUUUUCAUCCAGCUCACCCAUUGUGGAGGCUGCAUUGGGUCCACCAGGACGAGGCGAGAGCGUCGGAUGGGGUGAGGCUGAACAGAAGAUUCUGGGAAUGUGUUGGCAAGCAGCCACAGAUGACUUCAGGUUCAAUGUGAAGUAUCAUCGAGUUCCAAGCAGCGUAUUGAACGGCGAUCGAGUCCCUACCAAGAGGGAGUAUUUGAGCUUGGUCAUGUCUACGUUCGAUCCCCUGGGAUUCUUGUGCUGCCUCAUGAUAACAGCCAAGUUAUUGCUACGAGAGAUUUGGAGGCAGACGAUCCAGUGGGAUGAACCACUUCCGGAUGAGAUAUACAGAGCCUUUGUGAAUUGGCGCAAGGAAAUGAACACCGUGGGACAGUUCAGAGGCCCUCGCCAUUAUUUCGGGAAUGGACUCGUCCGAGCUAUAGAGAUGCACGUCUUCGUGGAUGCAAGUCAGUCUGCAUUUGCGGCUGUGGCCUACUGGAGGGUCACUUAUGAAGAUGAUAACGUGCUGGUGAGCUUCGUAUGUGCCAAGACGAAGUGCGCGCCCAUGAGAACAAUGUCAAUCCCACGGCUGGAGCUGCAGGCAGCAGUUCUUGGAACUAGGCUGAUGGACACUGUUAAAAAGGAACACAGUGUGGCCAUCAGUGACAUCGUGUUAUGGACCGAUUCCAAGACGGUGCUAAGAUGGAUUGGUAGCACCCACCGCCGAUAUAAGCAGUUUGUCGGCAAUCGUGUGGCGGAGAUCUUGGAGUCGACGAAGGUAUCCCAAUGGAGAUGGGUGCCAACAGCCGACAAUGCGGCGGAUGACGCAACACGUUCGCAAUGCCACGUGGACCUCAGCCAGAAGUCACGUUGGCUAGGCGGACCAGCAUUUUUGAGGCAGCCAGCGGGCAGCUGGCCACAGCCUGAAUCUGGAACUGAACCAGGUCCGGAUGGUAAUGACGAAGAGGAGAUGCCAAGUGAGUUUUCGCUUGUUGGUGCGAACGACUUUUGUAUUUCCUUUCAGAGAUUCUCGAGCUACAGUAGGCUACUCAGGACAACAGCCUGGGUCUUAAGGUUCACGCGCUGGUGCCGUGGACAAAGGAGCGAGCUCGAGAAGUACGGCCUUACUGCAUCAGAGUGUGAGGCCGCGGAGAACCUGUUGGUCAGACAGGCACAACGUGAAGCGUUUCCAAACGAGAUGCGGUCGGCAGAAGACGGCAAGAUGGUUGCCGGCGGGGGCGACACUCGAGGACUGUCACCCUACAUAGAUGACCUUGGAGUUCUGCGAGCCUAUGGCAGAGUUGAUGCCGCAUUUUGCAUGCCGUACAGUGCGAGGAGGCCGAUAAUUCUGUCACACAGGCACAGUCUUACGGAGAUGAUUGUGCAUCAUUUCCACGUCAAGAUGAAGCACCAAAAUGUGGAUGCUACGAUUACGGAGAUCCGGACGAGGUUCUGGAUUACGAAGCUGAGACGUGUACUACAAAGGGUGAUCUCAGCAUGCAACGUGUGCAAGUUGCAUAGGGCGCGGCCAACGCCGCCAAUAAUGGGACCCCUGCCGGAAGAUCGCUUGGAGGCCCAUGGUUGGCCGUUCAAGAAUACAGGACUGGAUUACUUCGGACCACUGUUGGUGACGGUGGCGCGUCACAAGGAGAAGCGAUGGGUCGCCCUGUUCACUUGCUUGACGACCAGGGCGAUUCAUCUGGAACUGGCGUAUGACCUGUCGACGGAUUCCUGUAUAAUUGCGAUACGGAAUUUCGUCUGUCGUCGAGGGCCAGUACAUAGACUACGCAGCGACAACGGCAAGAACUUCGUGGGAGCUGACAGGGAGGCCAGACGAUUUGGUGACGUUUUCGAAAUGGAGAGAGUCCAGGAUGAGCUGUCGAGCAGAGGUAUCGAAUGGGUAUUCAAUUGCCCAGUGAAUCCAUCUGAAGGAGGAGUCUGGGAACGCAUGGUGCAUUUCCUGAUCGAGGCGGAGAACAUCGUGAAUUCGCGUCCGCUUACCCACUUGCCGGUGGAGGCGGACCAGGAAGCCCCGCUAACGCCAAAUGAUCUGCUCAGAGGAGUAGCUAACUUGCCGGACACGCCUGGCGAAGAUGUGGAGCUGCCCAAGGAGUGCGCUACACGCAAGCAGUGGCGUAUAGCGCGACUAAUGAGGGACCGUUUCUGGAAGAGGUGGGUCUUGGAGUACCUGCCUACACUCGUGCGCCGAGAGAAGUGGUGCCAAAGGACGGAGCCGAUUCGCCAGGGUGACGUGGUCUUCAUCUGCGAUCCAGCCUUGCCGCGAAGAGAGUGGCGUAAGGGCAUCGUGGAGGAGGUCUACAAAGGAGUUGAUGGAGUCAUUAGACGCGCUAGUGUGCGCGUGAACGACUGCGGCCUAUCCAGGAUUAUGAUGCGUCCCGUCUCCAAACUGGCGGUUUUGGAUUUGAGUGAAGCGGUUCUUCACGGGGUCGGGGAUGUCGCGGGACGAUAG
Molecule: messenger RNA, 5987 nt
Organism: Drosophila obscura
Lineage: Eukaryota; Metazoa; Arthropoda; Insecta; Diptera; Drosophilidae
Exons: 3
Coding region: 438-5987 (1849 amino acids)
Biological process (GO): DNA integration
Molecular function (GO): nucleic acid binding
Source: RefSeq, a predicted model, not a curated record